AGGCCACUAAUGCUGGAAAAAGUACAGAGUCCAGGGAAGGACUUACUUGUAACUUUUUGAAUUCUUAGAUUUCUUUUUUUUUUUUUUUUGCUACUUUUUUAACUUUCACUAAAGGUUACUGUAGUCUUGUGUGACCUCCCAAGGGCUACAAAAUUUGACAAGCUGCACUUUUUCUUAUACUCAAUGAUUUCUGCGUUAAACCAAAGGAUCACCUAUAAUUUUACUAAGAAUGUCUUCUAAUUCGGAUACUGGAAAUUUGCAAGAUUCUCUAAAGCACGGACUUACACCUAUUGUGUCUCAGUUUAAAAUGGUGAAUUACUCUUACGAUGAAGAUCUUGAAGAGCUCUGUCCGGUGUGUGGAGAUAAAGUGUCUGGAUACCAUUAUGGGCUCCUCACCUGUGAAAGCUGCAAGGGAUUUUUUAAGCGAACAGUCCAAAAUAAUAAAAGGUACACAUGUAUAGAAAACCAGAACUGCCAAAUUGAUAAAACACAGAGAAAGCGUUGUCCUUACUGUCGAUUUCAAAAAUGUCUAAGUGUUGGAAUGAAACUAGAAGCGGUAAGGGCUGACCGAAUGCGUGGGGGAAGGAAUAAAUUUGGGCCAAUGUACAAGAGAGACAGGGCCCUAAAGCAACAGAAGAAAGCCCUCAUCCGAGCCAAUGGACUUAAGCUAGAAGCCAUGUCUCAGGUGAUCCAAGCAAUGCCCUCCGAGCUCACCAUCUCUUCUGCAAUUCAGAACAUCCAUUCUGCCUCCAAAGGCCUACCUCUGAACCACGCUGCCUUGCCUCCUACAGACUACGACAGAAGUCCCUUUGUAACAUCCCCCAUUAGCAUGACAAUGCCACCUCUCGGCAGCCUGCAAGGUUACCAAACCUACAGUCACUUUCCUAGCCGGGCCAUCAAGUCUGAGUACCCAGACCCCUACACCAGCUCACCAGAGUCCAUAAUGGGCUAUUCCUACAUGGAUAGUUACCAGACAAGCUCCCCGGCAAGCAUCCCCCAUCUGAUCCUGGAACUUCUGAAGUGUGAGCCAGAUGAGCCUCAAGUCCAGGCCAAAAUUAUGGCCUAUUUGCAGCAAGAGCAGGCCAACCGAAGCAAGCAUGAAAAGCUGAGCACGUUUGGGCUUAUGUGCAAAAUGGCUGACCAAACCCUCUUCUCCAUCGUCGAGUGGGCCAGGAGUAGUAUCUUCUUCCGAGAACUUAAGGUUGAUGACCAAAUGAAGCUGCUCCAGAAUUGCUGGAGUGAGCUCUUAAUUCUCGACCACAUUUACCGACAAGUGGUACAUGGAAAAGAAGGGUCAAUCUUCCUGGUUACUGGGCAACAAGUGGACUAUUCUAUAAUAGCAUCCCAAGCCGGGGCCACCCUCAACAAUCUCAUGAGUCAUGCACAGGAGUUAGUGGCAAAGCUUCGCUCUCUACAGUUUGAUCAACGAGAGUUUGUGUGUCUGAAAUUCUUGGUGCUCUUUAGUUUAGAUGUCAAAAACCUUGAGAACUUCCAGCUGGUAGAAGGUGUCCAGGAACAAGUCAAUGCCGCCCUGCUGGACUAUACAAUGUGCAACUACCCACAGCAAACAGAGAAAUUUGGGCAGCUACUUCUUCGAUUACCUGAAAUCCGGGCCAUCAGCAUGCAGGCUGAAGAAUACCUCUACUAUAAGCACCUGAACGGGGAUGUGCCCUAUAACAACCUCCUCAUUGAAAUGUUGCAUGCAAAAAGAGCUUAGGUUGCCAGCCCUCAAAGCUCUGCUUUCAAAACGAAAAAGAUAUUGGAAGGGAGGGAAGAGGAACAGGAAGAAAGACAGAAAGGAAAAAAAAAAAAAAAAAAGAAGGAAACAAUACUCUGAACUGCUCCAAGCAACACUAAUUAAAGACUUGGUGUAAGGAUAUUGAGUUUAAAAAGGCAUAAUAAUCAAAUACUUAAUAGCAAGUAAAUGACGUAUCAGGGUAUUUGUAUCUGCAAACUGUGAAUCAAAAGCUUCACAUCCCCAAAGGAUUCCACAUAAAAGACAUUGUGACUGGAGUGGAUUGAACUCACGGGUGGAUACCGACACAAUAGCAGAAUAACAAUGGACGGAACUAUUCUUGUAUAUUUAAACCGAUCUCCGCUGUGAAGAAAUUUAGGAACUGAUCUGUGUUAUUAAUUAGGCUUAUACAGCAGGGGAUUCGAGCUUACAGAAAUGCCUCCAUGGUUAAGCUGAACCAAACUCAAAAACCCAUCAGCUGCACCUGUACUAGCCCUUCCUUCCCUCUUCCUUUCAAGGACCCAGCACCUUCUGUCCUGUGAUCAUGGGCUUGUGCUCAGCCACACCCACUAGUAGCUCCACCAAAUCAUGAAAAGCCUAAUUUUGAAUGUCUGUGUCUUAGACCUGCAAACAGCUGAUAAGAACAGUCUAGAAUAGGUUAGCUUGCCAUUUUAAGUAUGUUCUGGUUUGUUUUGUCAUGUGUUCAUAAUGUCAAAAAAAAAUAAAUUAGAAGCAGGCAGUAUCCCUCUUCUGAUCUUAUAGAAGCAUUAAUCAAUAUUAAGGGAAAGGACUACAAACCUAAAGCAAAUGCUCCAUAGCUAAGGCACGCUAGACCUUAAUUUCUGCUACUGUUACUGAGACGUGGCUUUGGCGUCGUCCGACUUCAUAGAAAUCUCUUGCCGGAAGGCUUGUUAGGGUACCUCCGUCUUUUUAGCCAUCGACGUUUGUAGUUCAUUUAGAAAGAAAACCCAAAAUGUAUUUUACUGGGAUGUCAAGUAGUCACCGUGCUAAGUAGUUUAAAGCUGAAGCAUGUUAAGCUAUGCAAAAGGAAAGGAAAGGGUGAGCUAAUAAACUGCCCCAAGUCUCCUUGCUUGUUGGCGAUUGAACGUACCCUAGGCGUAGAACGGCAGCAGUGAUGCUCACAUAUGGACUUGGAAGGAUGCUAAAGCAGUUCCCACCUUCCCCGAAAGGGAAAGGAAGAGCGUGAUACUGACCUGAGUCCUAGACCAAAGUCUGCUCUAGAACAAACACUGAAGGACAAAGAAUUGCAAAACCAAUCCUCCAAAACAACGUUAGCAGUAUUAUUGACACGCAAUGCCACAGGUAUGGAAGUCUUGCCUUAUUUCACAAUUCCGAGAGGUAGCUGUGCAGAUGUGGAUCAACAUUGGUUUGAAAUAAAGUAUUAAUACUUUAAAGUCAAAUAAAAGAUAGUGUUUACAUUCUUUAGGUCCUG
Messenger RNA from Canis lupus familiaris (dog), 3188 nucleotides. It is a transcript of the gene NR5A2, whose product is annotated as nuclear receptor subfamily 5 group A member 2. Gene Ontology annotation, biological process: hormone-mediated signaling pathway; regulation of transcription by RNA polymerase II; tissue development. Lineage: Eukaryota; Metazoa; Chordata; Mammalia; Carnivora; Canidae. The transcript is spliced from 7 exons. Gene Ontology annotation, molecular function: nuclear receptor activity; RNA polymerase II cis-regulatory region sequence-specific DNA binding; zinc ion binding. Gene Ontology annotation, cellular component: RNA polymerase II transcription regulator complex. The record is from RefSeq and is a predicted model, not a curated record. The coding region runs from base 230 to 1717 and encodes 495 amino acids.